UCACUCCAACACGCGCCCCCAGGUGUGGUGACGAACACAACGCGGAAGUGUCUGUCAACAUCAGACAGCCUCUGGAGUCAACUGUCCUCAGACACGAUGUCCAACAACGACGGGAUUCGAUACUGUCACCGAUUCUCCUACAUUUUGCUCAAAUUCACCCUGUUUGCGUAUGCCAUCGUCUGGUGGUUGAUCGGUGGCUUCAUCCUGGCCAUUGGCAUCUACGCUGAGGUGGAGAGACAACGCUUCAAGACUCUGGAUGGAGUGUUUUUGGCCCCGGCUAUAAUCCUGAUCCUUCUGGGAAUCCUCAUGUUUAUUGUUUCAUUCAUUGGAGUCCUGGGUUCACUGAGGGAUAAUAUAAAGCUACUGAAAGUGUUCAUGUACACCCUCGCCGUGUGUCUGAUCCUGGAGCUGCUGGGAGGAAUAAUGGCGCUGGUGUUUCGAACCCAGACAGUGGGGCUACUGAACAAAAACAUCAGAAAAGGAAUUGUGAAUUACUACGAUGACCUGGACUUCAAAAACAUCAUGGAUUUUGUUCAAAAGAAGUUUAAGUGUUGCGGAGGUCAGGAGUACACAGACUGGUCGGUCAACAUGUACCACGACUGCGAUGCACCGGGUCCGUUGGCCUGUGGAGUUCCUUAUACCUGCUGCAUUACUACUAAGCCUAAUGAAGUGGCGAAUACUUUGUGUGGGUACCAGGUGUUGAAAAAAGAGCGUUUGGUUUUGACUGACAUCAUCCAUGUCCGAGGCUGCACAAAUGCCUUCUUCAUCUGGCUCAUGGACAACUAUAAGAUUAUGGCUGGAUUGCUAUUAGGGAUCCUAGUGCCUCAGUUCUUUGGUGUGAUAGUCAGCUGGCUGUACAUCACUCGUGUUGAAGACUCCAUCAGUGAGUAUGGUCACUACAUGGACCUACGGGACUCAAGCGCAAAUGAAAGAUCCGCAAAGAGUCAGGGCCGCAUGGCUAAGUGGUUCAAGUGUAUGCCAGAGAUUGACUGAUGGAGAAUGAAAACAAAAGCAGCAAAUGGACUCCAGCCAACACCAACAGUUGGUUAAGUGACUCCAGUGGAUCCAGAUGCUGCUGCAGCCACAGUGUGAGCCUGCACCGAACUGCAGAAUUACUACAUGCUCACUUCAGACAAUGCAGUUGAUGUUUUGCUUUUUGGUCAGAAGGAAAUGGGAUUUUUUUUUUCUGCAUGUAUCUUACAGUUAAAAUGUUCACAGGGCCCACUCUGGUGUGAAUUAUUAAUAACUGUGUUAACAUUCAGAGUACUAAUGCAUGUGUAGGGCCUAAGAGCUCAUUCAUUCAUAAGUGCUUUUAGCUGCAUUGGGCCCAGGAGAGUCUCAGGGAUAAUCACAGACAAACAGCACAUCCACUUUUGCUUCUAGUCUUAUAAUAUGACAUGAAAUAAGUUGGUUCAUUUCCAACACACAAUCACAAUAUUCAGCCCUGACUUUAUUCUUACUGUUAUACCAGUGUGUUGUUGUUAUGAAUAAAGUAAUUGCUAGGCUCCUUUUUUAUACAACCACAUGUGAAGCGGCUCCUAUCAUCUAACCACUACUUUGUUUACUGGAAAUACUUUGAGCUUGAAAAUGAAUGAUGUUGAAAUUUUCGCCUGUAGAAUAAGUGUGUAUACAGUACCCUGCAGUAUUUACUGAACCUUUAUGAUGUGUUCAGCAAAACAAGCGUCGUUUAUAGUGCUGACAUUUUGUCCAUCAAAGCCUUUAAUUCCUCAAACUAUAUUUCCAUUUAAUCUUGAGUUCUCUAUCUGGUGUUGUAGGAAAAUGAAAAAUAUGUUAAUUUAAAAUGUGAUUAUUAUCUCAGGGUUACUGUUAGGUAAAGCAACCCUUUCUGCUACUGUUUGAAUCUAUGUACGACCAUUUUUUAAUAGCAAAUCAAUCUGUCUUAUACUUUAUCAACACAAAACACACUUUUUAAGGAUUAGGUCGCAUAAUGUUCACACAGAACUUACUUCAAGUUAUAACACCGUGUGAAUAGAAGAACAUAUUUAUGUGUCAAGUCCUGUGCCUUUUACGCCCUGUAUCCACGAGACCAUCUACUUGCUCAUUUUUACCUUAUUACUCAAAAUUGUACGUUUUUUAUUGUUGCCACUGAACAUAACCCAGGUGGCAAUUGUGCUUGAAUUGAGCAGAAAUUAUUGGCAGUUUACCGUAGUUUCUAGAACAAGGUUUCUAAAAUGACUUUAUAAUAUCCUACAACAUAAAAUCAAUUGUGGAUUUCAGAUUUACACAUGUGACUUUUUAAGAAGUUAGGUUUAAGUAAAUUGAUUUGAUUUAAAAUGUCCCUUUCAUUUGUCUUUUUGACUUCACCAAUCUUCUUACUUUACAUGUUCAUCGCUGCUGAAACAUGUUUACCAAGGUUCACCUGUUAGCCUUGUCUGCGCAAGAGGGUAUAAUACAGCUUCCCAAAUAUCAAAUAAACCAUAUGAAUUGAAGAGCAAAUUAGAUUUUAAAAAUGACAAACAUGUUGAAUUGAGAGUUUCAGUUCACACAUUAGUUGAAUGUAACUUGUGAAGCUAUUGGCUAGUGGGUUGAAAGACAUGUAGGUCUGUUUAAUCAAUUAGUUGAGGGUUUAUUUAAUAUGUAAAACAUUUACUGCCUAAAUCUUUCAGGUUUUUUGACACGUGUCAACUCACAGGAAUACCCUUAGAUUAAACAUGUGGUAACGUACAACAUAUGGUUAAACAGCAGAAAAGUUAAAAAUACAGAAUUAUUUUAUAACUAAAAAUGGAUUGAACCAGUUAUGAUUCAAAUAAAAAAAUGUUAUAGCCUUUUUGUGAUUAACUACUCAACUGUACAAGACUUAACCAAAGAAAGUCCAUGUAGGCCUUUAACAUGAACCGCAUGAAAGAUGUUUUCUUAACUUGUUCCGUGUCAUGAAUAAUAUCUCAGUGAUUGUAUCGACUGCCUUUCUGUAAAUGUCUUUGCUAUAGUCUACAAUCACUUACACAUUAAAGUACCAAUGUUAUCUCUUUUAAACAAUAAAAAGUAGCACAGAUGUAUAUCCUUUUAGUUUCCUUGCUGUUUGAACAUUAAGCGCACUGCCCCUAGGACUUUAUGCAAUGUACUGUGUGUAAAUCAUGUGCUGUAUACAAGUGCAUACACUCAGUAUGUGGGGGCCUCACAGGAAGUUGCAUCAUCUGUUUUUAAAAGACUUGUUCAAAACUACAUUUAUUAAAAGAAGAAUAUGUCAGGUUGUUUUGCCUGGUUGAAGGGUUUGUGAUUUCUGUUGUUUAUCUUUGAGAGGAAUGAAGCACCGAUUAAUGUCUUCCUGUGAAGGGAUAUUUGGGGGUUAAGGGACUGUUAAAUAAAUAACGUCUGUAUACAGUAUCACACUGUGCAUGUUUUAGAGCAGGCUUCACCCUGAGUCACAUUCACUGUCUGAAUCUUUCAUGCUAAAGUGUGCUAGUUUGUUCGUGAAAGGUAUGCAUAUAAUAUAAAUGAGGACAUCAUACUUCUACUUAUAUAUAUACACCAAGCAUAUUAGUUUUAUAAUGAGUGGCAUUAAGUUUCCAGUGUUACAAAUUCUAUCUAUUGCUUGGAUGUUAACAAACAAACAUAAUUUUAUACAAAAACGUAUCCCCUCAAAUGUACACAAUGCACAAUGAAGGAGAAAUACCAUCCUGGGUGAUACAAAUGUUUGAAACAAAUCAGGUUGCCCAUUUGAUCUGUCAAUUGAAUUUUAGCUUAUUCCAAAUGAGAUAUUUCCAGAAAUAUAACAUACCAAUACCAUGCAGAAUCUAUGCUUUUCAUGCACAGAAAUCAUCUGUCAUCCCAGCAUUGCUAACUGUUUGGACUAAACCAACUUCGUGUGUUAUGACGGCCAGGUUAUUAUCUUUUGGCAGAACCUGGGAGAAUUUUGCAUCUGUGUUGUCGAUGUUGUAUUUUUAUUUAUUUUUUGUUCUAUUGCACGUCUGGUUUAUCCUGUGAGAGGGAUCCCUCCUAUGUCGCUCUCCCCAAUACUUUUUCCCCCAGUAAUUGUGGGGUUUCUUGUGAUUUUUUCCGUUGUAUGAGGUGAGGGUCUAAGAACAGAGGGUGUUGUGCUGUACUCACUGUCAAGCCUCCUGAGACAUAUCUGUAAUUGGUGAUAUUGGGCUACAAAUAAAACUUGGAUUGAUUAA
This is a messenger RNA of Eleginops maclovinus (Patagonian blennie), 4136 nucleotides long. It is a transcript of the gene tspan15, whose product is annotated as tetraspanin 15. The record is from RefSeq and is a predicted model, not a curated record. Bases 97 to 993 code for a protein of 298 amino acids. Lineage: Eukaryota; Metazoa; Chordata; Actinopteri; Perciformes; Eleginopidae. Gene Ontology annotation, cellular component: plasma membrane. The transcript is spliced from 8 exons.